AUGAGUCAAACAAAUAAAUCUGGACCAAAGAGUCCAUCUCCAUCUUCUUCUGACACGUCCACUGCAGCUACUACCGAUACCUCGACUAAUGCUACUAAUUUGGCCUUUCAAGCAAGUGUGGAAGCGAGUGUCAACAAACAGUUACAGGCCUUCCAAGAACAGAUGAUGGAAAUGUUCAAUCAAUUUGCUAGUCGAUAUGAACAGCAAACAGCACAGGGUAUCAAUCAAACCCGUGAACAGGAAGCUCGUGACUUUCAAAAAUUUAAUUCUGCUGGCAUGAAGUUGGAAUCUCAUGUCCAGGAGGUUGAACAAGAAACUCACGAAUUGGAAAAGGAAGUCGGAGCUUUUGAAGAAGCUUAUAACAAGCGUGUCCGUUUUGAAGACGAACGUUUUCAACAGGCUUCUAAUGUUAUGGCUCAAGCUCAGGACAAGGAAUCGGACCUUCAAGAGCAGAUUAUUGCUUUAAGGGACCAAAUGGCUGAGUUAAGUUCUAAUCAACUGGCUACUCUGGCCAAUGUUCCUAAACCAGUUUUCGUUACUACUGAUGACAUUGCCAUACAGAUUAAACGUAUUUUUCCACUGGCUGAUUUGACUAAUACUGAUUGGGAACAAACCACCAACAAAUUUCCAACCUUUAUGGAAGCCUAUGUUAUUGAUUCAUCCGAUGAUGACACUAUGGUUACUAAAAUCCACCAGAUUCAAAAUUAUUUCCAUGGUAAUAAAUUAAAUAAGUCAGCUUGGCCUUAUGCUGCACAGCCUUAUUUGCGGGGUGACUUAGCUAACGGUUAUCGCUAUGCCCAGUUGAAUCCUCUCAAUGCUAAUUUCCAAUGGAUCGACAUUUUGAAUGUAAUUAGGGAAAGUCGUAAUUGGGAUAUUUACAAUAUCCAAAGCACUGUUAAAUACCAAUUGUAUGUUCCACAACCUGGUCAACGUGUUACCGAGUACGUCCAACAAUUUAGAAAUCUUGCCAGUAGUACAACAAGCUUUAAGAACCAAUUUUAUGAUGUCAAAGCUACCUUGUUAGGUCACUUAUCCAAAUAUUUCCAGUCUGAUAUCAUCCGUCACAACUUAACCACUAUCAACAACGCCCAAACCUUUUUCACCACCGUUAACCUGAUCUUUAUUGGUGUUCAUUUUCCAGCUACAUCAUCAUCUGACAAUUCUGUGGCCCAAAUUGAAACCAACACAGACGGAAAUAUGGAUGUGAAUUACCUUAACAAAUUUUCAAAGAAACCCGGUAACUAUAGGUACAACAAUAACUCAAACUUUAAAGGAAAACAACAGUAUCAGGGAAAUUUCACACCCAACGGAUAUAAGUCGAAUAGCAACAAUUAUAAUAAGAGCAACAAGGAUUAUCAGGGUUACAAACGUGAUAAUAAUAGUCGUCGUUUCAAAAAAAUUUAUGAAGUAAUCCUUUCUGAGAAUGAAUCCGACACGUCUGACAUUGAUGCUAAUCUUUCUGAGCUUUCUUCUCCAGCUGAAAACAACAAUGACGUCAAUGAGAUUGCUGAGCUCGACAUCGAUGAUUUUGAUUUCAUUGCGAAGCAUCGCUUAUGUAUUUAUUUUAGAUAUGGGUCGUUCAAAUCUUAA
Messenger RNA from Candida dubliniensis CD36, 1590 nucleotides. Its product is annotated as putative Tcd3 retrotransposon gag protein. Bases 1 to 1590 code for a protein of 529 amino acids. Lineage: Eukaryota; Fungi; Ascomycota; Pichiomycetes; Serinales; Debaryomycetaceae. The record is from RefSeq and is a predicted model, not a curated record. The transcript has a single exon.